Molecule: messenger RNA, 2141 nt
Organism: Mobula hypostoma (lesser devil ray)
Lineage: Eukaryota; Metazoa; Chordata; Chondrichthyes; Myliobatiformes; Myliobatidae
Product: E3 ubiquitin-protein ligase RNF34-like
Exons: 7
Coding region: 377-1534 (385 amino acids)
Biological process (GO): protein K48-linked ubiquitination; negative regulation of extrinsic apoptotic signaling pathway via death domain receptors; proteasome-mediated ubiquitin-dependent protein catabolic process
Cellular component (GO): plasma membrane; cytoplasm
Molecular function (GO): ubiquitin protein ligase activity
Source: RefSeq, a predicted model, not a curated record
CUGGGUAAAUACUAGUGGAGAUUAAUUAAAAAACGAUUUGGAGAUAUUGGAAAUGUGAACAAUAGAAAACGCUGAAAACACUCUGCAGGCCACACAACAUACGUGCAGGAGAUACAAAAACCAGUCAGAAUUGGGAGAUAUAUUUCUGGCUGAUAUAUUAAUGUGGGCAUUUACAGAGAGGAAAAGGGCACGGAAAACUGAAGUGCAAAUAAAGAGCUGUGGGAAGUGGCCAGCUGAUCAAGCACUUUCAAUAGAGAGAUAAAAGCUAACAGUACAGGUGGAAGGUACUCCACAGGAAUAGCGAAUUAGCUGAACCCGUGCAGUUUGAAGUUGAUUCACCAACGGCGACUUGUGCAGUUUAAAUUGGGAGGAUAAGAUGUUUCCACGGCGCAGUUCUUUGAUUACAGUGGUCUCCAGAGCGGAGGCUUCGGCUGGGGCCACAUCGAUGUGGGCUUCAUGUUGUGGUUUAAUAAAUGAAGUAAUGGGUACUGGAACUGUGCGCGGCCAGCAGCCUGCAUUCGGUGGAGGUGCAGGUCCAUUCAGAUUUGCCCACAGCACGGGGUAUUCCUCAUACCCAUCCCCAUCGACUGAAGUUCCAGAUCUAGUCUGUGAAGAUUGUGGUCAGACAUUUACUCGUUAUAGGAAGAAGUAUACAUGUAAGGAUUGCAAGAGGAAUUUCUGUAUACUUUGUUCAGUGAUGCAAGAAAAUCUACGGAGAUGUUGUACGUGUGAAUUACUACAACGAACUUCUUUUCAACAUGAUGAGCUUAUGAAAUUAAAGGUGAAAGAUCUACGUCAGUACCUUAACUUGAGAAACAUACCCAUAGACACUUGUUGCGAGAAGGAGGAUUUGGUGCAGCUUGUAUUGAGCCACCAUAGAUCAGGUGCUGAUGGUGUAGACACAGAGAGUGUACACUCGCAGAGAUCACAGGGUUCACAAUUUUAUACUGCCACUACUACUACCACCUCAGCCUCUGCAGCACCACCUUCUCAGGGGAUUUCAUCCAGUCAAAGACCAAGCUCAGGGACAUCAAGGGUACACCAGGGGAGAGAAGAAGCAUCAUUUCAAAUGGAUAGAAGAUCUGAAGCAGAACAAAAUCAGGCAUAUAGGACAAGUGAUGACAAUCAACCUAAAAAUACACGAGUCUCACUGUCAGAUCUAUCCAGUACUGAUGAGGUUGAAGCAUUGACAGUUCGUCAGCUGAAGGAAAUACUGGCUCGCAACUUUGUCAGUUAUUCGGGCUGUUGUGAAAAAUGGGAAUUGGUGGAAAGAGUGAUCAGGUUAUUCAGAGAAAUGGAAGAAAAUCGCAAAUAUUUGGAAGAUGGAAAUAAUCAAGCUGAAGCUACCGUUGAAGAAAAGAUGCAACUAGGGAGUGAUGAGAAUCUCUGCAGGAUCUGUAUGGAUGCCGUGAUAGACUGUGUUCUGCUGGAGUGUGGUCACAUGGUUACCUGCACUAAAUGUGGAAAACGCAUGAAUGAAUGCCCUAUCUGUCGACAGUAUGUUGUGCGGGCAGUGCACGUUUUUAAGUCUUAAUUUUGGUGGUGUUUGAUGGAAAGAAGAUUGAAAUUAAAGUUUUCUUGUUAAGAUACAUUAAAUUCACCAAGAACAUUAUUCUUGACUGUAUUAAUGACAAUAAUUUUGGCUAUGUUAAAUGGUGUAGAAGAAUAGAAUCUUUCAAUUUACUAACAUUUAUCAUUGCUUAUUUCUAAAGCCUUAAAUCAGCGUAAAAAACAAACACAACAUAUGUUAAGAUGCAAAAAAAAUGCAAAUAACUUAAGCCUAUUUAAAGUUACUUGGAGCCAGACUAAAUCAAGAAUAUGCUGGAAAAAAAGUGCAAAGUCUAUUUUAAACUUUUCCUAUCACUUUUAUAAGUCUCAUGAAACUUUUAACAUUUAGUGGAUUAUCAUGUGGUGUGGAGUACUGGUAAGCUGUUACUAACUGAGUGUGUGUGCUGGAUAUGAAUUGAGUAUUUUGUAGUGCCCAGCCUGUCUACAACGAAGUUUGAAUAGAAGGGAGAUUGAGCAAUCUUGUGUCAUUGCCUGCCAACUGCCUUGUUAUAGUUUUUUUCAUUUUGCUUUGUAUAUUUUGUAUGUUUUUGAAAUUCAUGUAUGCAAUUUGACUAAUAAAGAACUUAAUUUAA